AUGGAAAACGGAAAUUAAUUUAAAAUAUAUGAUUUUAUGUUCCCAGGAUCAUAAACAGCAAAAUUAGUUAAAGUAUAAUGCCUAGAUGAUUAUACUUAUUUUCCUUUUAUUGAUAUUUUCAAAAGAACAGGAAUACCAAUAUGUUCCCCUGUCGUAAAUUUAAUAGGAGCAAGAGAAAAUAAUAGAGGAAAAUUUUUUGCAGGUUUAACAAGAGCAUGUUUUAAUAGUGAUGCAGUAAUUAUAGACAAUGGAAUAUUUAGUGGAUGCGAAAAAUAGGCUUAAAGAAAAGGAUUAAAAUUAAUUGGAAUAGCACCAGAAAAUGAUAUAUAAUUUCCGAAAGUUAACUAAAAUUAAUUCAAUUAAAAUGAACUUUCUAAAGGACAUACAUAAUUUUUUUUAUUAACUGAUUGCUAAUGGUCUUAAGAAGUUUUGUUUAAAUUGCUUUUAGCCUUAAAAAUUGCAUAAGGAAAUCUAAAUAAAAACCCAAAUCAUUAAAAAAUUGUUAAUAUAUUAUUAGGAGAUAGUGAUUAAUAUAUUGAAGAAGUUAGACUUGCAGUAGAAUUUGAUUAAGUAGUUUUAAUAGUACCCGGAAGUUUAAUUUGCAAUAGACUUAUUAAAGAAGCUAAUGGAACAAUUUAAUAAAGAUAAUCGUAAAUUGAUGAUGAAUAUAUUGAUAAAAUAAUGGGUAACAAUAGAUGA
Messenger RNA from Ichthyophthirius multifiliis, 699 nucleotides. RefSeq lists its product as hypothetical. The record is from RefSeq and is a predicted model, not a curated record. The transcript has 4 exons. NCBI's taxonomy places the organism in Eukaryota, Ciliophora, Oligohymenophorea, Hymenostomatida.